AUGUACAAGUCAGUGGUUUUAUUCUGCGUGCUUGCUGUGGCGGCGGCUAAGCCCUCUUUAGUAGCCCCAGUGGCCUACAGCAAUGUGGCCCCAGUUGCGUACAGCGCUGUAGCCCCAGAAGUCUACAAUAUAGCGCCAGUAGCCUACAGUGCCGUUGCCCCUGUAGCUUACAGCUCUGUGGUGUCGCCAGCUGUUAGUUCCGUGUCGCAACACAGCAGCAGCGUUGUCCAUGGAUCUCCCGCCGUUUCAGCAGUCUACGGCGCAGCCUACGCACCAGUUGUUCCCGCCUACUCAACUUUAGCCCAGGCUCCUGGUUCCCCUGCUGUCGUUUUGGAUCCCGUACACGGUGUACCCUUAGACACACCAGAAGUGGUCGCUGCACGCGUUGCCCAUUACCAAGCUAAAGCCCUCUAUUAA
This is a messenger RNA of Pieris macdunnoughi, 417 nucleotides long. The record is from the annotation of a GenBank genome assembly. NCBI's taxonomy places the organism in Eukaryota, Metazoa, Arthropoda, Insecta, Lepidoptera, Pieridae.